Dioscorea cayenensis subsp. rotundata (Guinea yam) is the source of this 510-nucleotide messenger RNA. Its product is annotated as exonuclease 1-like. The coding region runs from base 1 to 510 and encodes 169 amino acids. Lineage: Eukaryota; Viridiplantae; Streptophyta; Magnoliopsida; Dioscoreales; Dioscoreaceae. The transcript has 6 exons. The record is from RefSeq and is a predicted model, not a curated record. Gene Ontology annotation, molecular function: 5'-flap endonuclease activity.
AUGUCGUCCUCUAACUCUUCUGCUGCUGUUGCUGGUGAUGAAGUACAUGGUGGGUCAACUGGUGCCGAAAUAGGGGAUGGAGGAUUUUUCUCUAGAAUUUUCAAGCAUAUUGAUUAUUGCAUGCAUAGAGUCAAUCUAUUACGCAACCAUAAUGCCAAUUCUAUUCUUGGAUUUGAUGGGGCUCCUUGCAGAAGAAGAUUGAUGAAGAAACCAAAUGUGCCAGGUAGUUAUUUGGCGAGGAAAGAAAAUCUUGAAUGGGCACUUAAGCAUGAGGCUGUUGAAAAUUCUUUUGCUGCUCAUGAGUGCUUUCAAAAGGCUCCUGAUAUCUCACCAUCAAUUGCUUGGGAGCUAAUCCAGGUUUUGAAGAAGGAAAACAUUGAUUAUGUUGUGGCACCAUAUGAGGUUUAUGCGGAAAUGGCAUUUUUGUCCAUUAAUAAGCUUGUUGAUGCAGUCAUUACUGAGGGCUCAGACUUAAUACCUUUUGGGUGCCAUAGAGAAUCAAACGUAUAA